Messenger RNA from Cuscuta campestris, 2056 nucleotides. The record is from the annotation of a GenBank genome assembly. NCBI's taxonomy places the organism in Eukaryota, Viridiplantae, Streptophyta, Magnoliopsida, Solanales, Convolvulaceae.
UUGCAAAUCUUCAAUUAAAAAAUUGCCCGGCUGCUUCUAUUGUUUCCGAGCCCUCCGAGUCGAGUCUUCUAAUUGCUUCCAAGUAAGUCUUCCCUCCCCUUUCCUUUGAGUCAUGUCUGACCGUGAAGACAGCCAGAACCCUUCCGUCCAUUCUUAUGGUUCUGGUGACCGGUCUCAGACUUCUGGUUCCUCUCCUUCUUCAUCCUCUAAAUCUGAGCACCCGACUGCUUCUCCACAGAAGAAGCCGGUUGAUGCUUCCACUUGCGCUCCUUCUUCCGUGGCGCAAGUGGUGUCGGUUGCCCAACCCGGGGAUGAGGGUUUUAUUCAGCUGUACGACCGGUUGCUCCAAACGCAAUCGUCGGUCAUGCAGAAGGCCCAAGUCCACGAGGUGCGCAACCUGAUGCCGGACGGAUACCAAUUGACUUACCGGGCAAUGUGGAAGAGCAUUAUUCCUCUCCAUGUCGGUACAUCGAUUGGCAUCCAUAACCAUUCUAUCAAGGACCUGGGCGAAUUCUCUAUUCACCCAUUCAAAGUCCUUUUCCUCGAGACUUACGGAAUCAUGCUCGGGCAGCUGGCCCCUAAUGGUCACUGUUUGUUGGGCAGCUUCAUCAAUGUCUACCGGUUCCUCCGUAUUUCCCUCUCCCUUCGUCUCUUCGACCAUAUGUUCGAUGUCCGGCCCGGGUCCAAGGAAACCCUUGGAUUCGUGAGAAUGAAGCGCCAGGUCAAACCAGCGGAGGCCGAUGACCUGGCGGCUUGGGAAGCCACUCUCCGGGCCGGGGAUGCCUCCACCCGCAGUCUUUACCACGUCGGGAAGUGGAGCGUCUACCCCGGCCGGGAGACUGACCCUGAGCCGGAGAUCGUCCUGCCAGGGGCGAUCCCCGAAGCUAUCCCCAUCAACCGGGCGAGGGGAUCCGAAGCCCUGGCCACAGCCACCGCCGGUCCUUCAUGCCCGACAAAGAAGAAGAAAAAGAAAGUGGUGAAAUUCCAGUCAAAGUUUGCCGUUCCUCAGAUAGUGGUUGAAGAGCCCUCCUCCGCUCAGCCACUUACUCCUCCAUCCAGCCAGCCGUUCCUGCUGGACGAGCAACCGGCCCAGUCCCAUCAGGGGACCAACCAGCCUAUUCACUCGGGGGAACUAUACAUCAACGUAGAUACCCUCGAGUUCGACGCCAUGAUGGGGGAGACCGGGCACACCUCCCAGGCCGGGUUGGCAGGCAAACCCAACGAGGAAGGCGAAGCCGAGGAGGAGGCUGCUGGGGAGUCUCUUCAAUGGAAGAGGCGGAAGACUGAGGAGGCCAACCAGCCACCCCACCAGGGGGCCAGUCCUCCGACGCCGGCAAGGGGCCAAUCGUGCCCAGAGGAGUACUUCGCCCGGCUGGUGAAGUCCAAAGAAGAGGAGAUGGCCUGGAUGGAGGCCAUGAUGGUCCAGUGCCGGAAGGAUGCUCAAGCCGCCCGCGCACAAGCAGAGAAGGUGGAGGCCAAAUGGCUGGAGCACUGCACGGUCUACCGCCAGCUCUAUGCCAAGCACGACGGACUUCUCAAGGUUGCGAAAGAGGUCGAUGAGCAGGCCCAGGCCAAGAUCCAGCAGCUGGAGGCCGAGAAUGCCCGGUCAGCCGAGGAAAUCGCUCGGCUAGGAGAUGAGCUGCAGAAAGAGCAGUCGGAGCGGGCCGCCGUUGCCGCUGUCUGGGCAGCUCAAGCGCGAGAGGAGUUCGCCGCUAAGGCGUUGCCUGACCGGGAGACGGCCAUCCACUUCUUCCAAGGCCUGUACAAGCAUCCAGUAUCGGCUGACAUCGUGGACGAAAUUGGGACCUAUGGGUUUGAAAGUGGUCAGUACUCUGAGCGGAAGGCCCUCUAUGGCAUCCUUGAGCAGAGGAUCCAAGGCUUUCGACCCAAGGCCCUUUCACUGCCCGAGCUGCAUGAUGAGGCGCCGGUCCCCCCAUUUCUGGGCAUCUGAUCCAUCCGACCUUCUUCUCUCUUUUGAUUUUUUUUAUGAUGUAAUAUCCUGCCUCCGGGCGCUUUUUGUAACCCGUUGAAAUAUUAAUGAAAAUAUUUUCUAUAU